AUCUGGUGAAUUAAAAUAUAUAUUUAACCUUGAAUUCUAUUGAAUACCAAUUUCACAAAAAAUUGAAAGGGGUGACUGUCGACAACAACAGCGAUUGGUACACGCGAAUAGUAAAAGAAAGGAAAAUUUCCGUUCCUUGCUCAAGAGUGUGGAAUCGUUUUGUAAGGUUAGGAUAAAAUUUGUGUAAAAAAAUAAAACAACAAAUUGGCAUUAAAUGCCGCCCUACAACGUAGAGCCGGUUGGCCCUCAACAAAGCGAUGCAGAUAUGCACGAUGACGAAGACAAUCAAGCUACGGGAUCUACUGCGGAAUUGCCGACGUUUCAUUCAGAAUCGACAUCGGAAAAUGACCUGGUGAACGGAAAUAUUGAACUGAAUAAUGCAGACAUGCAACAAGCGCAACCUGACACUAGUGGUUCGACAGAUAUAGAAAUGAAUAUUAGUGAGGAAGCUGGUAGUGUGUAUGAGCAGCAACCACAUUCAGGAACAAAUGGGUUAGCUGAGAUGAACACAAGUGGGGAACCGAGCAGUGUGGAUGAGCAUCAAUCAUCGUUAGAAAGAAAUGCGGAACCAGAUGCAGAGAUGAAUGAUGCGGAAGAAAGUAGGUCUAGUGCUGCUGAAAAUGCAAAUGACGACGCUGAGGAAGACGGCGAUGGUGAAAAUGAAGAGGCGGAAGCUGGUGCUGCAGGUGAAGCAGAUCCUUUUUAUGGGUUUGAAGAUGAAGACCCAAGUCUCGAUAAAAAAGAUAUGUCGCAAGUGCUACAAAUUUGGGAAGCGCAGCAGCAACGUGCUGGAUUCGAUCCAGUGCCAAUAUUGAAAAGGUUAUGUGAAAUCUUCGAGAAAGAAAAGGAAAUUUAUAUGCGCAAAGACCACGACCCUUUCGAAGAUCGCCAUCCUUAUCGAAUCGAUCCCAAAUGUCAUUAUGGUGUAAUACUAAAGCAACUUUUUCGAAAAGAUGUUUUUAUGACUAAGCUCCUGGGCGAAUAUAUGCGCGAUAAUUUCUUCACCCGUCAAAGUAUACAAAAAAGCUCCUUGGAGUUAAAUAUUUUGGCUUGUCGCCUAAUGUUGGUAAUUGCACCUGGCUUAGAAACCGCAGCGGUGUUCCAAGGUGAAUUCGAAAAUGUUCUCCACAGAAUUUUUAACUGGGCAGAGGAUAGUAUUGAACCAUUACAAAGUUAUGCCACCGGUCUAUUGGCCUCCGCUAUGGAAGUGCCUGACAUUGUAACCUCUUACAAGGAACAUAACUGCCGCCUCAUACCAAAGUUAAUAAAGCGUUUGACUAUAUUUCAAGAAAUUUCCACGCUUAAGAGCCAGCCUAGUCCGCAACCAAAUCGAUUUGAUUGUUGGACGACUGAUUUUGCAUUUGGAUUAUUUUCUGAUCAACGGUCUGAAAUGCAACGAAAAAUUGAUCGUGUGAUGUUUCCUUUUCCGCACGAAGAAGAGAAACAGUCUGAAGCUUUGAUUACACUGCCACUAAAAGAAGAAACGGCAAAAGCAACCCCUUCAUUUGAAACAUCACCAAUAGGGGAAUACGCAACAAAUUUUAUGUCAACGUCAUUUAAAGACGAGCAACUUAAACCAUCCACAUCUCAAAAUUCUAAAAAUGGUUUGGAUACAAACUGCUCUAAUUCGAACUUAUCUGCAUUGCUAGAGAACAGCCGUGAUGCUUUCCCUAAAGGAAGGGAUUCACGUUAUUACAAAAAAUUGUAUAUUCCUUACUAUCCGCCCACAACUGAAUCUGCCCAAAUGCUUAUUUUACGGUACCUUACAGCGCUCGGGAGUCAUCAAGAUUAUUUGAGUUUUGUUUUUGAACAACGUGUUAUGGACCUCAUCUUCCGUUAUUUAGAAAAUUUAGACCGACAGGACACCUGCUUGGCUUUUGAAGCGCUCAAAUAUCUUGCUUCCAUAUUAAGUCACAAGAAAAUUACAAUAGAUUUCAUUUCAAAGGGUGGAUUAGAGAUUCUGCUGAAAGUACCACGUCCCAGCAUAGCCGCUACAGGCGUUUCCAUUGCAUUGUACUACCUGGCCUAUUGUGAAGAAGCUAUGGAGCGGGUCAGUAGUAUGCCAAAAGCUGUUAUCAAGGAUUUAGUCAAUUACGUGCUCUGGCUACUAGAACGAUCAUACGAUUCCGCUGUAUGUCAUGCAACCAUGUUUUUUGGUUUGACUUUUCAAUACAAAGUAAUCCUUGAUGAAUUUGACGCACAGGAUGGUAUUCGUAAGCUUUACAAUGUUGUUUCCAUACUUAAAAUCUUAAACCCAUCAAAUAAUGAUGAUGAAGAUGAGGAAGUCUUGAAUGAUGAUUUGGAAUGUGCUUCCCGUCAACUAGUGCGUCAUGUAUGCGUUGCACUUAAACGAUAUAUGGAGAGUCACCUCUACUUCAAAUAUAAUAACUUCAUGCGUCAACAAUGCUCACUCAGCUCGGAAUUCUCUCAGCAUGUUGCCACCAAAGCGGCGAAAGCGAGUUUGGAACAGGUUAGUGAACAAGUGCGCAUAUUGCAGGAGAAUACUUCGGUACGUGCACAUUGGAUGCCGGUGAACAAACUAAUGGAAGUGAGCGCUAUCACAUUGCUACUGAAAAUUGUAGCGCUCUCCUACGAUUGGAACAACAAUGUUAGAUCCGAGAUCGUGCGGUCCGCUUUGGAUGUACUAUCUGUAUGUUGUGUUAUACCGCGCAUCUUUCAAGUCUAUUGCGACCGUUUGGAAGUUCCGGAUAGUGCAGGCGCUUCAGGAAUCUACUUCAUAUUGGCUGCCGCUUCUGGUGACAUCACUGCGGAUGCUGAUGUACAAAAAUCGGCAUUGGCUGUGCUGGUACACUGCGUCUGCGCACCGCUGACACGGGAGUCAAAUAAUGUCAUGAAGGUGUUCGGUUCUUCGAGACGCAACAAAAUGAAUAAUCGUUAUUGUGAGGAAUUAGUAGAGAAGGUGUGGGAGUCAGUUUGUUCCAACAAUGGCAUAAUUAUACUGCUCUCCUUGAUGCAGAUCAAGGCGCCAAUCACCGAUGCAGAUUGUAUACGUGGUAUGGCCUGUCGCGCCUUAGCCGGCCUUGCGCGUUCAGAACGCGUACGACAAAUCGUUGGAAAAUUAGCGUUGUUUUCUAACGGACAAAUUCAAACGCUGAUGCGUGAUCCGAUCUUGCAGGAAAAACGUGCCGAGCACGUGCUAUUCCAAAAGUACGCCAUGGAGUUGCUGGAACGUGUUUCGGGCAAAACAAAACCGAUUUCCAAUCAAAUGGACUCUUCACUUGCUAACAUACACAAAGCCAAUGUUGUGGCACAAACCAAAAUACAAUAUAACGAGCAACAAUUAUAUCAACUAAUUCACGAUCAUUUGGAGUCGAAAGGUCUGAUGCAAACGGCACAAAUGUUGCAAAAAGAAGCUGGCUUGCCACAAAUGUCGGCAAACACCACGAAAAACUUCCACCAAUCGCCAUUCGACUACAAAGUGCUUCCUUCGUCCUCUGUACGCCAGCGUUUGCGUAGUCGCAUGCAAGAUGUGAACAAUGCGAUACAGAAUCUUGCGAAUACAACCACAACCGACCUGAAUUCAAGCUUAUCCUUCGACGAGCUUCCGAGCAGUAGCAGCACCAGCGCAAUAACACCCAUUAAAUUGGUGAAAAAGUCGGAGAAAAUCUCAACUUCCGGAAAUGCUUUAGCCAUUGGUAGCGCGAAUGCGCAACGUUCCCUGCAAAAACAAAUAUCUUCACUGCCAGAGGACGUGCGGUCGGAGCGUGAUUCGCCUGCGCCGCAGCUGAACAACCAGACGGGCAUCACACUGGGUACCAUAGUUACGGAGUAUCUGACCAAUCAGCAUGCCUUGUGUAACAACCCCAUGACCACAUGUCCACAAUUCGAUUUGUUCACGCCGCAUAAGUGUCCCGAUCCUAAACCGAAUCGGGUGGGAGAUAAUUUGAAUUUGACAGCGCGCGUUUUCAGAGCGCAAGCAGGUUUCAAUACAGCGCGCUUGGAUCGACGUUACGUGCAUUCGAAUUUUGCGCCUUGGCGAUCGGUGCGCUCCAGUGACUUUACUUCUCUGCAGUUCGCCACCUGUGAAAUAGUGUCGCCCUCCAAAAUCUUGCUCGUCGGUACAAAUCGCGGCGAAGUGAAGGCAUUCAAUUUAAACUCUGGUACCGAAGUCUUCACCGCUAACUGUCACAGUUAUGUGGUCGAUGCUAUCAAUGCGAAUCGCGCAGGUGAUCUUGUGCUGACGUCAUGCACUUGGCGUGCACCCUUGAGUGUUCUGUGGUCGAUUACAGAAAAUCAGUUUGUUACGAAAAUGAGCUUUGCCGAUGAUUACUAUUGUGAGUUCAAUAAUUUGACGCAAGACAAAGUGCUUGGCACACGAAAUGAAUGCGCCGUUACGUAUGACAUAAAUACCGGCAAGGAGAUCUGCACAUUUGUGCCAACACUUGGUAAUCAGUACGUAAAGAAUCGUGCCACUUUUGGCCCCACCGACGAACUCAUAUUGUCAGACGGUGUCCUCUGGGAUGUGCGCUCCGGCAAGGAAAUACACAAGUUCGACAAACUCAAUCAAAGUCUCUCCGGUGUUUUCCAUCCAAACGGCUUGGAGAUAAUUUCGAACACCGAAGUCUGGGAUCUACGAACGUUCCAUCUCCUGCAAACGGUGCCCGUACUCGACCAAUGUUUCCUCAAGUUUUCACCAAUGCGUGUCAUAUACAGCUACAACGCGGAGGCGCCGGAUGAGCGGGCGGACAACAUAAUGGACGAUUUGCCUACGACAGAUACGAGCUUUAAGGUGCUUGACGCCUACGAUUAUUCCUCAAUAUCGACGAUAGAUGUGCGGCGUGGCAUAUACGACAUGAGCAUCAACGAUAAUGGCAGUCUGUUGGCGUUGGUGGAGAAUCAGCCAGCGUACGACACGCGGCCAGAGACGUUUGUGAAAAUCUAUGCUGUGGGCAUGAAGAAGAUCGAGAACCAAGAUGAGGAAGAUGAUGAUGACAUUGAGUCAAGUAUACCUUCGGAUAGCGAUUCAUCAGAGCUAUUUGAUCUGACCGAAGGUCUUGCAGAAGCGCGCCGCGAUAAUAGAAGAAGAAGGGCCAAUCUUCGCGCUAACGGCGGUAUUGAGGACGUGGAGAGCGGUGAUGGUAGCGACGAUAGUGAUGACGAAGACGGCGAUAGUGAGGACGGUUGGAUAGAUGUAAACUCGACUAACGAUGAAGACGAUGACAAUGAGCAGGCGCAAGCCGAUUCAUCCUCGUCCGAUGAUGAAAUCAUGGAAAUACGUUUUGAGCCUUUCUAAAAAUUGUCUCUACACUUUGCCAAACAUUACUUUUGGUGUUAAAUACAAAUAAGAAUGCACGCGAAGAAACCAGCCGAGGCGAAAGCCUGCCGUUCGGGCGCUCUUCCCUACCACGUUAAGUUUAAAACGAAAAGUUAAGCAGUUAUAAUGUAAUUUCGUUGUGAAACAAUAAAUAGUUCUCUUUUUUUUAUAUAAACACAACGCAAAACCGAAAGACAAAACUUGUUCGAAAACAAAGCAAAACACAAUUUUUGUUUAUCCAUUUUGUAGUCGUAAGUUUUCAUUUUAAAUGCCGUUUAUAGUAUAGUUAGUCUCAUCAAAACAAGGAAAAGUAUACAAAUGAAGAAAGACUCGAAAACGGAGGAAAAGAGGGAGAACAGCAAACAGUUUAAGCUCUAAAUAGAAUUCUAGCUGCGAAUUCAUUUUCGAAGAUUUGCCAAACUUAUUUGCCGCGGUGCGGAAUUGGAACUCCAAUUUGUUUAUUUACAAAUCUCUGCUUUCCAACUAAGAGCCAUGUUGAAAAGAAAUCUUUUGCACUUUAUUGUUUCUUGUUUUUAUUAAAAAAGAAAUUUCUAUUCGUUGUCUGAGCAUGCUGUUUCAUGGCGUUUCCUUCUUCGAGUUUUUCAUUCACACCUAGAAUAUUUAAUUAUCUUACACAUACACACAUACAUUCAUAAAUAUGAUAUGUUAUACUUAAUUGUUUGUUUCAAAACAUAAAUUAUUAUUAUACAUAUAUAUUUAUAAGGCGCGCAUCAAUAAUAUUUCAAUGUAAUUCUAAUUGUAAUGCGAAUGCGCGCCGGUUAAUUACUGCAUUUCUUUUUGUAAGAAUUCUGAAACAAAAUAUAUAAGAAAAAUAAAAAAGAAUAUCGAAAUAAAAUUAU
Messenger RNA from Ceratitis capitata (Mediterranean fruit fly), 6135 nucleotides. It is a transcript of the gene mahj, whose product is annotated as protein mahjong. The coding region runs from base 215 to 5254 and encodes 1679 amino acids. Gene Ontology annotation, cellular component: nucleus; Cul4-RING E3 ubiquitin ligase complex. The transcript is spliced from 12 exons. Gene Ontology annotation, biological process: protein ubiquitination. NCBI's taxonomy places the organism in Eukaryota, Metazoa, Arthropoda, Insecta, Diptera, Tephritidae. Gene Ontology annotation, molecular function: protein binding. The record is from RefSeq and is a predicted model, not a curated record.